Messenger RNA from Talpa occidentalis (Iberian mole), 1397 nucleotides. Its product is annotated as HSPB1-associated protein 1-like. The record is from RefSeq and is a predicted model, not a curated record. Gene Ontology annotation, molecular function: 2-oxoglutarate-dependent dioxygenase activity. Lineage: Eukaryota; Metazoa; Chordata; Mammalia; Eulipotyphla; Talpidae.
GAUGUGAUAUGGUCUGAUUUCGGGUUUCCUGGAAGAAAUGGACAAGAGAGCACAUUGUGGAUUGGCUCUUUCGGGGCCCAUACACCUUGUCAUCUGGACUCGUAUGGUUGCAAUUUAGUGUUCCAGGUACAAGGAAGGAAAAGAUGGCAUCUCUUCCCUCCCCAGGAUACUCCUCUCCUGUACCCAACUAGAAUCCCUUAUGAAGAAUCCAGUGUGUUCAGUAAAGUUAAUGUUGCCAAUCCUGAUUUAAAACGUUUUCCUCAAUUCCGGAAAGCCCGAAGACAUACUGUCACACUGUACCCAGGACAGGUCCUCUUUGUUCCCAGACACUGGUGGCAUUACGUGGAAUCCAUUGAUCCUGUCACUGUCAGUGUAAACUCAUGGAUUGAACUGGAAGAGGACCACCUGGCCCGUGUGGAAGAGGCAAUCACCCGUAUGCUUGUGUGUGCCCUGAAAACGGCAGAGGAUGCCCACAAUACCAGAGCUUGGUUAAACCCAACAGAGGGUGAAGAAACAUCUCAUGAAGUCAAUUGUCGUUACUUAAAUGGAGCUGUUUCUGCCUUUUUGGAUCAUUGCACAGUAUCUAAGGUGUCAGAAAUCCAAGCACCAAGAACAAGUAGAGAGUAUGUGAGAGAGCAAGAAUUAAAUGUGCACAACCACGUGGAAGUGGAAGAAACAGGUAGCCACUUAACCCUGGGAACAACAGAACAGGAGGCAGCAGGUCCCUUUGGCCCUGAUCUUGUUCCUGUAAUACCAAGUUCUGAAGAACCACCUUCAGAAGAAGAAGACAUAUUUGAAAGUGGUGGUAAAGACUUUGUUGGCCAAGAUGGAGAACAUUCUAGAAAAUUACAUCACACUAAGAGGCAACGAAUGAUGAGCAAAAGUGAAGAUGCAGUUAUGGAACAAACUUCUUCAAAUAGUGCAUCAGCCCGUCAAAAAUUCAUUUCCACAGAUGACUUGCUGGACUGUUUAGUGAAUCCAAAAGUAACUAGGAUAGUGGCACAACUUUUGAUACAAGGAAGAAGUUUGUGAUUCUAAAGAAAAUGACUUCUUAAACAGUAUUUAAAAAACAUUUUAGAUAGUAUGUUUUAAAAAAGAAAAAAGAUGGAAAAGCAAAAGUUUAAUUUUCAUACUUAAUAAACUAAGUUUCUGUACUUCCUACUUUCUUUCAUGUUCUUUGCCCUUUGGCUAAUUGGCUCUUGGUUGUUUGUAGGCCUUCUUUCUUCAAAGACUUUACCUUUCCGGCUCCCAUGCCAUCCUUUUAGCCUAUUAAAUGUCAACCCCCAAGUGUUCUCAACAGGAGGUAAUCUUGCCAUCAACAUCAAGCAGAGGUCUGCCUUCUGCUUGUUUUGGUUAAUAAAGUUUUAUUGGAACACAGCCCUGCCAUUUUUUUUUAC